Messenger RNA from Papaver somniferum (opium poppy), 2430 nucleotides. RefSeq names its product FRIGIDA-like protein 3. The transcript is spliced from 4 exons. The record is from RefSeq and is a predicted model, not a curated record. Lineage: Eukaryota; Viridiplantae; Streptophyta; Magnoliopsida; Ranunculales; Papaveraceae. Bases 251 to 2233 code for a protein of 660 amino acids.
AUGAAAUAGGGUUCUCCCAAGAUAGCUAUAACCCACUAGCCUUGAAAUUUAGUUCCUCCGUCACUACCCCCUCCUCUUACAGAAAACAAAAUCCAAUCUCUUUCGGUUUCGUUAAAUCGCGGGACAAUAAACUCCUCAGCUCAGCCAAUAAAACACUCAUUCCAGGGUUUCGCUAUUGUUCUUCAUUGAUUCAUUAGGGUUUUGCAUUCCCGAUUUUCCAAGAGAGGCCAGUUGCCUUUUAUCUAUAGCCAUGACUCAUGUUGAACAAGUUCCCUCGGGUGUUGUUGAAUCAGCAACCUCUAAAGCCAUGAUUGAUGCAGAACCAGUUCCUCCGGGUGUUGAAUCAACAACCUCUGUAGCCAUGACUGACGCAGAACCAGUUCCUGUGGGUGUUGAAUCAACAACAUCUAUUCCUAUAACCGAGGCCGAACCAGUUCCUUUGGAUGUUGAAUCAGCAACCUCUAUUUUCCGAGAGUUGAGCAAGGCAUUUAAUGAACUGGAAGCACAUACCGGUGCUUCUAAAAACAAGCUCAAGUUGAAGGAAAUUGAUGAAUACUUCCAGAACUUUGAGAAAUCUCUGAAGAAAGGAUAUAGCGAUUUAGAGCAGAAGGAGAAGGCAUUUGUGGAGAAGGAAUCUGAGGCACGUGCAGUGGUUGCUGAGAGAGAAGUAAUUGUUGCUGCUAAAGAACAAGCUUCGGUCGAUAGGGUUCAAAAGCUGAAGGACACUGCCGUUGCUGCUAUUCUGGAGGUGUGGGAGAAAUACAAGCCUGCAACUCCAGAGCCUGUUGAGGUUGCUAGCAAUGAAGCUAUAAAGGUAAGUGGUAGCUCAUUAAAUGGCGAAACAUAUUCACCUACAGAAGAGAAUUCCCCUUAUAGAUCAAGUGAAAAAGCUGUGGCUGUUGAUGUCCAGCCCCGUCCAGAGCUGACGCAAUUUUGCGCACAGAUGGAUGCAAAGGGACUUUUGAAUUACAUUAUGGAGAACCGCGAAAACAUUGUUGAGUUACGUGAGGAAAUUCCUGUUGCAUUGAAAAGUGCAACAGAGCCGGCCCAAUUAGUCCUGGCUUGCCUGGAGGGAUUUUACCCUCAUCUCGAAACCACCAUUACCACUAAUAGUCCCCGUCAAGUUGACAAGAGGGAUGGAUCCCUCCAGGGAAUGCGUAGAUCAUGUGUUAUGUUGAUGGAAUCUGUGGCCCCCUUGUUGAUAGGGGGGCCAGAGGACCCUGAUGCCAAUGACCAUCUUUUGAACCCUGAAACCAAGCAGCAAGCCAAGGCAAUUGCUGAUGAAUGGAAACCUAGGUUGGCUGAGGAGGACAUUGAUGCUUCCAAUGGAAAUUCAUUGGAAGCAGAGGCAUUUCUCCAGCUCCUUGCAACUUUUAGGAUUGCUUCAGAGUUUAAUGAAGAAGAACUUUGCAAGCUUGUUCUUGCUGUCGCUCGCCGCAGGCAGGCCCCUGACCUCUGCCGAUCUCUUGGGUUAACACACAAAAUGCCAGGUGUAAUUGAUGCAUUGAUCAGUGCUGGAAAACAGAUUGAUGCUGUCCAUUUUGUGCAAGCCUUCAAGCUCACUGAGAACUAUCCGCGGGUUCCUCUUUUGAAGACCUACUUGAAAGAUUUGAGGAGAAACUUGCAAGGAAGGAUUACCGCUGCAGGAGGAGCUGUUGGUGUCCAGAACGAAGCAAAUUCUCAAGAGCUUGCUGCACUAAAAGCUGUGAUAAAGUGUGUUGAAGAUUACAAGCUUGAAGCAGAGUAUCCGCUUCACCCUCUUCAAAGGCGCGAGGAGCAACUGGAAAAAUCAAAAGCUGAUAAGAAAAGGUUGGGCGAAGGAGUGAAGCAACAGUACCCUAAGAGAGCUCGAGCAAAUGGAGGUCGUAGACAUUAUGUGCCAAGAAUGCCAAUUUCUGGUAGGGAUCUGCAGCAAACUGCAUCAUUUUACGGAGAUAGGGGUGAAUCAUAUAUGGGAGCUUCAGUAGAAAGGUAUCAUCCGCAGCAUGUGGGCAGCAUUUCUCCUUUUGCUGAUUAUCACCAAAUCCCUCCUAACCAAGGUACUAGUGGCAGGAGUUAUGUUCAGCAGCAAGCCGUUACUCAGAGGGCUGCAUAUUACUAUUCCCAGGAUGAGAGAGCAACCACUACAUAUAAUGCCACUCCGACUCCUGCUAAUACCACUGCACCAAUUAAUAAUUACGGAUCAGGCUAUAUUGACAGUGGAAUUCAACCUUCCCAUCAAUCUUAUAUGUGAUACAUGGUAUCGUAGCAUUCACAAGAAGUCAGAUUUUGUCAACACCUAGAUAAUUUUUAAAAGAAUUAGGCACUCCAUUUGUGCUUUUGUCUCACAACUUCUCAGUUCAUUGUUAAUAGAUAGUACUUGUACUAUUCUGCUGUUCUCUAUACUGCUUCUGUUGAUAAAUUUCAGUGGUUUAUUUUGUUUUUCUUUCA